GCCCUCUUUGGUGGUCAGCGCUCAGCUCCCCCACGACCAAACGCGCGUGACCACAGAUCGUUGUUGCUUCUACGGGUGACUAUAAAGUCCAAACAUGUUUCUGUUUGCCAUCAAGAGGCGAUUUUACUACCGGGUUGUUUUCGUUCUUACCGCAGCCGCAGAGCGCGCAUCAGGUGUUUUUUCUCAGGUAGUGUGACCGACCGUCGCUAUUUUAAUUUAUUGUUUAUCCAAAAAUGACGGAUGAGGAAAUAACGGUUUUACCGGUGGGGCAGGAGAUUGAGAGAUUCGGAUGUAACCUGCUCGACAAUAAAAAGCUGACCCGCCUAUACUGCAUGAAUGGCGGACAUCAUCUGCAGAUUCUCCCGGAUGGGACAGUGGGAGGCAAGAGGGACGAGAAUGACAUUCACAGUAAAACCAGAAAUACUAGAAUAUUUCAGUGGAUUUUGUGUUCUCAAAUUAAAAAAGAAUACAAUGUAAAUAAUACAAAAAUCUAUGUUAUUAAUUCGGCUACUAUUUCGUUUAUUGAAUUGUUCAUCUAAUCAAGACGUUUGUAUUUAUCUGAAUAAUUAACUUUAUAUUGAACUGUAAUACAUUUAUGUUGAUGCAUGCUCUAAUAGUUUGCAAAAGUUCACAAUGGACCUAAAAUAAUGGUUAUUUCCAGGCUCAUAAACUUCGGUACAGAUAAUCAUUAGUCUCCCACACUGUAAUAAUGGCCCAUAAUCAUUUUAUGGCUCAGGCUCAAUAAUAAGGACAGUGGGUGUGAAUUACUGAAAGCCUAUCUCUAUCAUGAUAGGAAUGUGUGGGAUAUAUUUAGACUGCAACAACACAGUUGUGUUAGUUUGCCAUCUUGUGUGUGUGGGGGUGGGGGGGUCUGUCUGUCUGUGUCAAUCUGAUGUUGCCUUCUGCCCUGUCCUUGCCUUAGCGGUCCUGAGGGUGAAAUCUGUGGACCAUGGUGUGGUUGUCAUCCAGGGGACAGAGGCAGGACUCUACUUGGCCAUGAGCAGUGAAGGAAAGCUACACAGUUCAGUGAGUAUUAAACUGCCUGUAUGACUGUUCUUAUGGUGAGCCCUUCACCCUCCCUAACUAACCUACACACAAAAGUCACAGAAACAGUGCUGUUUAACAUUGGUGUCAACACAUUCAUUUAGGAUAGUGAUAGGAGACAUUUACAAGUAUUAUUAUCCUUCAAAUAAUUAUUUUACAUCACUCAAACAUUUUAAAAAUGUUUUCCUUCUUUGCAUUCCAACUGUUAGUUACGUGAACCUUACCAAUCUGUUUUGGACUACCUAUAGCCUUUGACCACCUCCAGAACCUUACCCAUCUGUUUUGGACUACCUAUAGCCUUUGACCACCCCCAGAACCUUACCCAUCUGUUUUGGACUACCUAUAGCCUUUGACCACCUCCAGAACCUUACCCAUCUGUUUUGGACUACCUAUAGCCUUUGACCACCCCCAGAACCUUACCAAUCUGUUUUGGACUAUGUAUAGCCUUUGACCACCCCCAGAACCUUACCAAUCUGUUUUGGACUAUGUAUAGCCUUUGACCACCCCCAGGUAAUCUAAUCAAUGACCAGCGUAGGUUUGUGAUGAUUAAGUAUUCCGACUAUCUGUGUUUCUGUCUCUCCCAUGUAGUCGACAGUAACGGAUCAGUGUUAUUUCCUGGAGAAGAUAGAGGUGAACCAUUACAACACGUAUCAGGCCCAGAAGUGCCAGGACAGGAGCUGGUACGUGGGACUGAAGAAGAAUGGAAAACCAAAACUAGGCUCUAGAACCCACAUAGGGCAGAAGGCCAUCUUCUUCUUGCCCCGGCGGUUGGAGGGCACAGGGGAGUGAAGGGUGUAAGUCCAGGGGUGCGUCUGAAAUGGCGAAAUGUAGAGCACUAUAUUGGGAAUAGGGUGCCAUUUUAGACGCAUCCAUU
Coregonus sp. 'balchen' is the source of this 1918-nucleotide messenger RNA. NCBI's taxonomy places the organism in Eukaryota, Metazoa, Chordata, Actinopteri, Salmoniformes, Salmonidae. The record is from the annotation of a GenBank genome assembly.